AUGGCGCACAAUUAUGAUGUCGGCACCAAGGCCUGGCAGCCAGAUGUCACAGAGGGAUGGGUUGCAUCCGAAGUUACCAGCAAAACGGUGGAUGGCGACAAAGUCAUGCUCGUCUUCGAUCUUGCAAACGGGGAGACCAAGAAGAUAGAGACAACGGUAGAAGCACUCGCGUCUGAUGACAAUUCCAGCCUGCCCCCCCUAAUGAAUCCUACGAUGCUUGAAGCCAGCGAUGACUUGACCAAUUUAUCUCAUCUCAAUGAGCCAGCCGUCCUGCAAGCUAUCAAGCUACGGUAUUCCCAGAAAGAAAUAUACACCUACAGUGGAAUUGUCCUCAUCGCCACCAAUCCGUUUGCCCGAGUAGACUCCCUAUAUGUCCCCGGUAUGGUGCAGGUAUAUGCGGGGAAACAAAGAGCGACCCAGGCUCCCCAUCUCUUUGCUAUUGCAGAAGAAGCGUUCGCUGAUAUGCUGCGGAGCCAGAAUAACCAGACAAUCGUUGUAUCAGGGGAGUCCGGAGCCGGGAAGACAGUCAGUGCCAAGUAUAUAAUGCGAUAUUUUGCUACACGGGAAUCACCAGAUCAGCCAGGGACAAAAACAAAACGUGGAGCCGAGGCAAUGAGUGAGACAGAGGAGCGAAUUCUUGCCACAAAUCCCAUUAUGGAAGCAUUUGGUAACGCAAAAACGACAAGAAAUGAUAACUCGUCUAGAUUUGGAAAAUAUAUUGAGAUCAUGUUCGACAAGACGACGAACAUUAUUGGGGCCAAGAUUCGGACGUACUUGCUUGAGCGUUCAAGACUUGUCUUCCAACCAUUGAAGGAGCGGAAUUACCACAUCUUCUACCAACUGGUAGCAGGCGCAACAGAAAGCCAACGCCAGGCUCUUGAUCUUUUACCCGUCGAACAAUUCGACUAUCUGAACCAAGGAAGCUCGCCAUCAAUCGAUAGUGUCGAUGACAAGGCUGAAUUUGAAGCCUUGAAACAGUCGUUAGCAACUAUUGGGGUUUACGAUAGUCAACAACAGGAAAUUUUCAAACUUCUUGCAGCGUUGUUGCAUCUUGGAAAUGUCAAAAUCACAGCUUCAAGGACAGAUUCUGUGCUCGCGUCGACAGAACCUAAUUUGGAGAAAGCCGCGGCAAUUCUCGGGGUAGACCCGGUGGAGUUCUCCAAAUGGACGGUCAAGAAGCAGCUGAUCACAAGAGGGGAGAAAAUUACAUCAAAUUUGACCCAGCAACAAGCGCUUGUAGUCAGAGACUCGGUCGCAAAAUUUGUCUACUCCAGCCUUUUCGAUUGGUUGGUUGAGAACAUCAAUAAAGCGUUAGCCACCGACGAAGUUCUUGCUCGAGUGUCAUCUUUCAUCGGUGUUCUGGACAUUUACGGCUUCGAGCAUUUCGCAAAGAACUCAUUCGAGCAAUUCUGUAUCAACUAUGCCAACGAGAAACUACAGCAAGAGUUCAAUGCCCACGUGUUCAAGUUGGAGCAAGAGGAAUACGUGAAGGAGCAGAUUCAAUGGGAGUUCAUCGAUUUCUCAGACAAUCAACCCUGUAUAGAUCUGAUUGAAGGGAAACUGGGCAUUCUUUCCCUACUUGACGAGGAAUCCAGAUUGCCCAUGGGUUCUGAUGAACAAUUCGUCACAAAACUGCAUCACAAUUAUGCCGCCGACAAAAACAAGUUUUACAAGAAGCCUCGAUUCGGCAAAUCCUCUUUCACUGUUUGCCAUUACGCCAUUGAUGUUACUUAUGAAUCCGAUGGUUUUAUUGACAAAAACCGAGAUACAGUUCCCGAUGAACACAUGGCGGUGCUGAGGGCUUCAUCGAACAAGUUCUUGGGACAGGUAUUGGAUGCGGCAUCUGCGGUUCGCGAAAAGGACACCGCCUCUGCCUCCUCGGCUGCCGUGAAGCCUGUUGCGGGGCGACGAAUAGGAGUUGCUGUGAACCGCAAACCAACUCUGGGUGGCAUCUUCAAGUCAUCACUGAUUGAGCUCAUGCACACUAUCAAUAAUACCGAUGUACACUAUAUUCGAUGCCUCAAACCCAAUGAAAGCAAAGAGUCGUGGGUUUUCGAAGGGCCUAUGGUGCUGAGCCAGCUUCGGGCGUGUGGUGUACUCGAGACCGUCAGAAUUAGUUGUGCUGGGUAUCCUACGAGAUGGACAUAUGAGGAGUUUGCGCUGCGAUAUUACAUGCUUGUGCCUUCAUCUGCAUGGACAUCAGAAAUCCGAGAUAUGGCCAACAAGAUUUUGGUGAAAGCAUUCGGGACAAGUAACGGCAAGGGCUUGGACAAGUAUCAACUCGGAUUGACAAAAAUCUUCUUCCGAGCAGGAAUGCUAGCUUUCCUGGAAAACCUACGAACAACACGUUUGAAUGACUGUGCCAUCAUGAUCCAGAAAAACCUCAAGGCGAAGUACUAUCGUCGCAAGUACCUUGAGGCGCGGGAUGCUAUUCUACUAUUCCAGUCAGUCACCAGAGCUCACCUUGCCCGGCAAAAUGCUCAAGAAGCCCGGACAAUCAAGGCCGCGACUACAAUUCAAAGAGUAUGGCGUGGCCAGAAACAGCGGAAGAGUUUCACUGCUAUCCGCAAUAACGUCGUUCUCGCACAAGCUGCUGCCAAGGGAUUCUUGCGCCGAAGAGAAAUUAUGAAUACUCGCCUCGGAGAAGCUGCAGUUCUGAUCCAGCGAAGCUGGCGAUCCAGGCGACAGAUGAAGAGCUGGAGGGCGUACAGACGCAAGGUCGUCAUCAUCCAAAGCUUGUGGAGGGGGAAAUCGGCAAGGCGAGGGUACAAGAAGGUCCGCGAGGAAGCUCGUGACUUGAAGCAGAUAUCUUACAAGUUAGAAAACAAGGUUGUCGAAUUAACGCAAUCUCUUGGUACCAUGAAGCGGGAGAACAAGGCUCUCCAGAGUCAGGUGGAGAACUUCGAGAACCAGAUCAAGUCUUGGAAGAAUAGGCACAAUGCGUUAGAGACCCGAUCCAAGGAGUUGCAGACCGAGGCGAAUCAGGCUGGUAUCACUGCAGCCCGUCUUUCCGCUAUGGAAGAGGAAAUGAAGAAGGUUCAGCAAAGCUUUGACGAGUCGGCGGUCAACAUAAAACGUUUGCAAGAAGAGGAGAGAGAGUUGCGGGAGAAUCUGAGAAUCUCGAGUUCUGAACUCGAAGCUAUGAAGAAAGCGAACGUCGAUCACGAGGCUGAGAAGCUGUCUCUCCGACAGCAGUUGACUGAAAUGCAAGACCUGCUUGAGACAGCCAAGCGGGCAGUGCCAAUCAUGCCAAUGAAUGGAGAGCUCACCAACGGUGCUGCUGUCCAACAACCAUCCAUUGGCCUCAUCAAUUUGGUAUCAUCGAAGAAGCCGAAGCGACGUAGCGCAGGCGCCGAACCCCGCGAUAUUGACCGUGUCAGCGCGGCUUACAACCCUCGUCCGGUUUCCAUGGCAGUCACAGGAAGCAACUUGCAGCGCCAAGCUCUUUCGGGUUCUACUUUCGUCCCGGGUGUUGACAAUGUUGAGUUCGAAUUGGAGAAUCUCCUGGCUGACGAAGAUGGUCUGAACGACGAAGUGACCAUGGGACUGAUCAGAAAUCUCAAAAUCCCGACCCCAUCAACUACACCGCCACCCACAGACAAGGAGGUGCUAUUCCCGUCCUAUUUGAUUAACCUGGUCACCUCUGAAAUGUGGAACAACGGAUUUGUGAAGGAAUCGGAGCGAUUCCUGGCAAAUGUGAUGCAGUCUAUCCAGCAGGAAGUAAUGCAACACGAUGGUGAAGAGGCCAUCAAUCCGGGUGCCUUCUGGCUCUCCAACGUCCAUGAGAUGCUGUCAUUUGUGUUCCUCGCGGAAGAUUGGUACGAGGCUCAGAAAACGGACAACUACGAAUAUGAUCGUCUUCUCGAAAUUGUGAAGCACGACCUUGAGAGCUUGGAAUUCAACAUUUAUCACACUUGGAUGAAGGUCCUCAAGAAAAAACUUCAGAAAAUGAUCAUCCCCGCCAUCAUCGAGUCACAAUCCCUCCCCGGGUUUGUCACCAACGAGAGCAAUCGAUUCUUAGGCAAGCUGCUCCAGAGCAAUUCUGCUCCAGCUUUCAGCAUGGACAAUCUUCUCAGUUUACUCAACAACGUGUUCAAGGCAAUGAAAGCAUACUACCUUGAGGAUUCCAUUAUAACACAGACCGUGACGGAGUUGCUCAGAUUGGUGGGCGUCACUGCAUUCAACGAUCUCUUGAUGCGCCGCAAUUUCCUGUCCUGGAAGCGGGGUCUUCAAAUCAAUUACAACAUCACCCGUAUCGAAGAGUGGUGCAAGAGCCAUGACAUGCCGGAAGGGACUUUGCAACUUGAGCAUCUGAUGCAAGCAACUAAGCUGCUCCAACUCAAGAAAGCGACUCUUAAUGACAUCGAGAUUAUCCAGGAUAUCUGUUGGAUGUUGUCGCCAAAUCAAAUCCAAAAGCUUCUCAACCAGUAUCUCGUCGCAGAUUAUGAACAGCCUAUCAAUGGUGAAAUCAUGAAAGCUGUCGCGUCCCGUGUCACAGAGAAAAGCGACGUGCUCCUUCUUACAGCAGUAGAUAUGGAUGACAGUGGCCCCUAUGAAAUCGCCGAACCCCGUGUCAUUACCGCAUUGGAGACAUACACACCAUCAUGGCUGCAAACUCCCCGUCUGAAACGUUUAGCCGAGAUCGUCUCUGCACAAGCCAUCGCACAACAAGAGAAAAUUGAUUAUCCAAUCGAGGAAGCCAACGACCUCACGGAUGGAGAGAUGGAUGGUGCUUGA
Lachnellula hyalina is the source of this 4737-nucleotide messenger RNA. It is a transcript of the gene MYO2, whose product is annotated as Myosin-2. Gene Ontology annotation, cellular component: cytoplasm; myosin complex; vesicle. NCBI's taxonomy places the organism in Eukaryota, Fungi, Ascomycota, Leotiomycetes, Helotiales, Lachnaceae. The coding region runs from base 1 to 4737 and encodes 1578 amino acids. Gene Ontology annotation, molecular function: actin filament binding; ATP binding; microfilament motor activity. The record is from RefSeq and is a predicted model, not a curated record. The transcript has 7 exons. Gene Ontology annotation, biological process: actin filament organization; vesicle transport along actin filament.